AUGCUCAGCAAUUUGGGGGUUAUGGAAAUACCUUUGCUUUGGCGCAAUUUCACGUGGUCUAAUGGUCAGGACCCGCCUAUCCUGGCCAAGCUCGAUAGGGCCCUUGUUAACCUGGCUCAUACCACCACCUUCCCGGUCACCACUCUCCCCCCCAGGGCCAAACCCACCUCUGACCACACUCCGAUUUUCCUUUCCAUGUCCACCACAAUUCCAAAAUCUCCUCUCUUUCACUUCGAAAACGCUUGGCUCCUGAGACAAACUCUCCUCCCAUCCAUCCUCCCAGCGUGGGCUGAGGCGCGUAUGUGCAGCGACGCAGCCGGCCAGCUUGCUGCAUGCCUCAAGUUGACCAGAGCGGCGACAAAAGUUUGGUCUCGGUGUUUCAGGGCGCCACACCAGAUUAUUACCGAUUGCAAGUUCAUAAUCAAAUUACUAGACACUUUUGAGGAGGAGCGGGCUUUAUCUACUGACGAAUUUCAGGCACGCAGGACUUGUCUUGAUUGCCUCGCUCAGGCAGUCAAGGAGAAAGCUGCUUUCUGGAAGCAGCGGAGCAAAUUCAGGGCGGUCAAAGCGACCGUUCGGCUACGCAGCAACAACAUCCGAUAUGUUGAAGUUCAAGAUUAUGUAAUUGCAAGCCAUGAGGGGAAGAUUCAGGCGCUCACCAACUUCUUCAGCUCCAUUAUAGGCAAACCAGGAACGGCAACGUGGGGUUUUGAUGUGGAACGCCUCUUCCAAGAUCAGCGCCAGCCAUCACAGGAUCUCAUUGCACCUUUCUCUGAGUCAGAGACUCUAGAAGCCUUGAAGUCAAUGGACAGAACCAGUGCUCCAGGCCCAGACGGCUUCGAUCCCUCCUUUUACAGGGCGGCUUGGUCCCAGGUCAAGCCGCAAGUGAUGGCCUUCUUGCAUGCUUUCCAUCUCGGACAAGCACGGUUAGAGAGAAUCAACAGGUCUUACAUGGUGAUCAUCCCAAAAAAGCCUGGGGUAGUUGCUGUGGAUGCUUUCCGACCCAUCUGUCUGCAGAACUGCUCCAUCAAGAUCCUCGGAAAAGUGCUAACAAGGAGACUACAGAAAGAGAUUGGGAAUUUGAUUGACUUGCAUCAGACAGGUUUCCUGAAGGGCCGCUCGAUCUCGGAGACUUUUGUCUUCGCUGCCGAACUGGUUCAAGCUUGCAACAAAAGAAAGCUGCCCUCCAUAGUGCUCAAACUAGACUUUGCGAAAGCUUUUGACACGGUUAUCUGGGACAGCCUUGACACCAUUCUGCGUGCAAGGGGCUUCCAAGACAGCUUGGAGAUGGGCGUUCCACUCUUCUAUGGACUGUUGUCUGGACAGGAGAUGAGGCACUGGAAGACCGCUUUUCCAAGGCUGUUUUCCCACUGCAUCAACAAGGGGUGCACGGUACAGCAGGCGAUCAGUACAAACCUUCAAGGAUGCUUUGUGAACCGUUUGUCAACGCAAGCACAGCAUGAACUCCAGGAAUUGAAUGAUAUCCUGCAGCAAUUACAGCUCUCAGAUCAACCGGACAUGAGACUGUCGACUUUCAGUCGAACCAAGGACAAGCUGGACACAUCUGCCAUCUACCGUCUGCUCAAAGCCAGAGGACAAGAAAAUGAUCCAACAUCAACCUUCAUCUAG
Molecule: messenger RNA, 1629 nt
Organism: Miscanthus lutarioriparius
Lineage: Eukaryota; Viridiplantae; Streptophyta; Magnoliopsida; Poales; Poaceae
Source: the annotation of a GenBank genome assembly